AUGACAGACUGUUUCUUUGCCAUCUCCUCCUUUAUCUGUGCUAGCGCCCUUACCUCAAGCACUGUGGUCAGGCUCGCUCUCCGCUCCUGGACAGAGUUCUUCAGCUGGGUCCUGCACUGGUUCUGUAGAAGCUCUGCGUCUGGGCUGGAGAUGAUGGAAUGCGUGGUGGCGGCAGAGAGCAUGCAGAGGUACAGGAGGCUGCAGUUUGAGAGAAAGUUGCUGUUGGACCCAUGCCGGACCUGGUGCCCGUCCUCGUCGUGCCAGGCAAUGGGCCAGCUGAAGGAGGUGGAGAUGGAGUUGCCACAGCUGGUCCAGUUUUCUGUGUGCAGGCUAGAGUUCUGCUCGGCCUGCCGGAACAGCUGGUAUAAAGAACAUGCCUGCCAGGACAACACCUUCUGACCCGGAGAGACCAGUGCAGUAUACAAGCCCGUCAAGCUCUGUUCCAAAUGUAAGGUGUACAUCGAGAGGGACAAGGGAUGUGCUCGGAUGAUGUGCAAGAGCUGUAAGUGUACCUUCUGUUGGUACUGCCUGGGGUCUCUUGAAGAUCACCUCCUCCUGAUCCACUAUGACGAAGGGCCGUGCAAAAACAAACUGGGCCUCUCCAGAGCUUCAGUUAUCUGGCACCGGGACACAGCACACUUCCACAUCUCUCUCCGGGUGGUGGGGAUAUUCGCUGGCUUCGUGCUGCUCCUGCUGUUGGCGUCUCCCUUCCUCCUCCUAUCCUUCAUUCUGUGCUGCAAGUGUAAAUGCAGUAAAGGGGAUGACGACCCUCUGUCAACCUAA
Salvelinus fontinalis (brook trout) is the source of this 783-nucleotide messenger RNA. It is a transcript of the gene rnf144ab, whose product is annotated as ring finger protein 144ab. Gene Ontology annotation, molecular function: zinc ion binding; ubiquitin protein ligase activity; ubiquitin conjugating enzyme binding. Gene Ontology annotation, biological process: ubiquitin-dependent protein catabolic process; protein polyubiquitination; positive regulation of proteasomal ubiquitin-dependent protein catabolic process. The record is from RefSeq and is a predicted model, not a curated record. Gene Ontology annotation, cellular component: cytoplasm; Golgi apparatus; ubiquitin ligase complex. NCBI's taxonomy places the organism in Eukaryota, Metazoa, Chordata, Actinopteri, Salmoniformes, Salmonidae.